AGUCCCAGGCUCCAAGGUCGGACCGAUCAUGGUAUCUCCUAGAUUGCUGGAUCAAGUUUCACCAUUGGAUGAUGCCGGGUCUGGCUCGGUGACACAAUACCUUGCGAAGCAGGUGACACGCCCAGGAGCGACGAAGGAGGGAUACUACGGGUUCAUCGCCACGAUGGACGUCUACGGCUUCAACCUCAGCAGUAAUCAGCUCAGCACGGGUGCGAUCCUCCUCUAUGACCAAGGAGACGCGCGACGGCCAGCCUCAACGUGCUCCACGUUGGCUGGGAGGUUGCGCCAGGGUGGUACGGCGAUUCGCUUACCCAUUUGGGAGUUGGGUGGACGACGGACGGGUACCAGAAAACUGGCUGCCCCAAUCCCAGUUGCACAAGAGAUUUCAUACCGGAGCAGGGCGCACCCAUAGCUGCUGGGGGAGUCAUUGAGACCGUCUCCCAGCUAAAUGGACCAAAACAAUAUAUCACGAUUAAAAUCAUCAAGGUACACCUUCCUACUACAAAGAUUGUUUUGUGGUCCCAACAUAACAAAUUCCCUUUAGAACUAUACAAUUAUAACUUUUUUUUUACCGAGUAACAAAACUGUGAAAAAAUUCAAUCAUGGGUGCCAAUGGAAAAAAAAUUCUAUGAGACCAGGUCUCACGGGUUAGCAGGU
Triticum aestivum (bread wheat) is the source of this 657-nucleotide messenger RNA. RefSeq lists its product as uncharacterized. The record is from RefSeq and is a predicted model, not a curated record. NCBI's taxonomy places the organism in Eukaryota, Viridiplantae, Streptophyta, Magnoliopsida, Poales, Poaceae. The coding region runs from base 29 to 412 and encodes 127 amino acids. The transcript has 4 exons.